UGUCUCCGCCGAGACUCCGUACCGCGAACAAGCAGCAGCGAACGAGCCAACGCGGCCACUCCAGCCUGCUGCUGCCGCCCAGCCGAACAGCGCUCCGCUGCCCUGAGGGGGAAAACUUCCACACAACUCGCUAACUCCGCUCCUGCUCUCCGCUUCUCCUUUACUACUCAGGGCCUGGAUGUGAGAGGACGAUUUCUGAGAGAAAACGCUGCUAGAAUUAACUUUUUACGGCGAGUUUUGUGUGUUUUUUUGCUCGGUACGGUCUGAGCUGUACGGGCGCUGCUGGACUCUGCGCUCUGCUCUAUCUACCUUACCCUGCUACCGCUGGCUUUUGUGUUUAUUUUUACUGCUUCUUUAUUUCUUCCUAUAAAGUUUGAACAGACCAGACAAAAAAAAAAAAAAAAAACAGAAAACGCGUGGAUCAAACUAUUUUACUUUUUUUUUCUUUUUUUUACAUUGGCUUUUAAAACAUACAGUUAGCUAGGUUAUAUAUUUAUAUAUGUAUUAUUUUGUUUUAUAGUUUUAAUUGUUUAAAUAAAAAGUUAGCCAGUACUGAUACUAGUACUCAAUUUAGGCCCAAAGAAUAAACUUUUUUUUUAAGAAAGGAGAAAAAAAAAAGAAGAAAGAAGGAAAAAAGACAGAGAAAGAGGGACUUGUAUCUCCAUGAGGAACUCCAACACAGGAGAGGGGUCGUAGUAAAGACUGCAUAUAUAAGCUAGCUACAUAGCUCUCUAUAUUUUUCUUUUUAAUUAUUUUUUUUAGUUUUUUAUUAUUCGCCGCAGCGAUGAAGACGGCUCUAGCCCUCGCUGUUUGUGCGUGUGCCGUGAUUUUGGUCUCCGCCGCCGCGGCUGAGCAGAAGUCCAAGAACUGCAACGAAGUCCGAACCGCCUACAGCUCCAAGGGCUUCAACAUCAACGACGUUCCCAACAAAGGAGUGCAGGGAGCCCACCUGAAGGUGUGUCCUCAAGGUUUCUCCUGCUGUACUCUGGAGAUGGAGGAGAAGCUGAGUCAGCAGAGCCGCACAGACCUGAAGGCCCCGGUCUCUCAGCUAAGCUCUACCCUGCAGAGCACCUUCACCCAGAGACACCAACACUUCGACCAGUUCUUCAAAGAGCUGCUCACCAACGCCGAGAAGUCGCUGCAUGACAUGUUCGUGCGCACCUACGGCGUGAUGUACGUAAAGAACGCCGAGCUGUUCAAGCAUUUCUUCCACGAGCUGCGCCGCUACUACGCCUCCGGGGGCGCCGCCGUGCACCUGGACUCCAUGCUGUCCGAGUUCUGGGCCGAGCUGCUGGAGCGCAUGUUCCGGCUGGUCAACGUUCAGUACGAGUUCACCGACGGCUACAUGGAGUGCGUGAGCCGGCACACGGAUCAGCUCAAGCCCUUCGGAGACGUGCCGCGCAAACUGAAGCUGCAGCUGACCCGGGCCUUCGUGGCAGCUCGCACCUUCACCCUCGGCCUGGCGCUCAUCCCUGACGUCGUCAGCAAAGUCUCCACGGUCAGUGCGUCUCCGAGCUGCGUGAGAGCAGCGAUGAAGAUGCUGUACUGCCCGUACUGCUCAGGCCAGGUGGCACUGAAGCCCUGUAAAAACUACUGCCUGAACGUGAUGCGCGGCUGCCUGGCCAACCAGGCCGACCUGGACACCGAGUGGAACAACUUCCUGGAUGCCAUGUUGAGUCUGGCUGAGCGCCUGGAGGGGCCAUUUAACUUUGAGUCCGUGAUGGACCCCAUUGAUGUGAAGAUCUCUGAUGCCAUCAUGAACAUGCAGGAGAACAGCAUGCAGGUCUCACAGAAGGUGUUCCAGGGUUGUGGACAGCCUAAACCCAUGUAUCGCUCCAAGCGUUCUACUAAAGACUCGGGCUUCCCUGGCCGCUUCCGUCCCUACAGCCCGGACACCAGACCGACCACCGCAGCCGGCACCAACAUGGACCGACUGGUGACAGAUGUGAAGAAGAAGCUGAAGCAUGCCAAGAAGUUCUGGUCUACACUGCCAGACACAGUCUGUGUUGGAGAUAGGGUUGCCCAGGCUGAUGACUGCUGGAACGGCACAGCCAAGAGCAGGUACGAGUCUGUAGUCAUGGGCAACGGCUUGGCCAACCAGGUUUCUAAUCCCCAUGUUGAAGUAGACAUCACCAAGCCAGAUGUUGUGAUUCGCAGACAGAUUGCCGUGUUGAAAGAAAUGACCAGCUGGCUGAAGGCUGCCCACAGUGGAAAUGACAUCACUUUUGAUAACGAAGAUGAAACCAGCGGAGAGGAAAGCGGCAGCGGCUGCGAUUCACCUUCCUGCGCAAACGACAAAGACAUAUACUUCCCCACCCCGACGCCUUUCAAGCCCCGCAUGGUUCACCGAGAGGAUUCCUCCAGCGGCGUCCGGUUGUCCCCCUCCAGCCUGGCUCUGGCUCUUGCAGGCCUUGCUCUGGCCCUCCUGGCCCCCCAUGCCAGAUAAGAGUGCCUGAGACAACAGAGAAGAUGAGCAUUACUGAGGAAAACCAGAAACUGUCAGAGGACAUUUAUAAAGAGAAGAGAAAAGAAAAGCAAAAUGAAAGACCGCCUUCAGGACUAUGGUCUGCCUGCCAUCUAGGGAAGACUCAAGUUAUUAAUAUUGUAACUUCACCUUAAUUUUGUUUUUUUUUAUAUAUAUAUAUAUAUAAAAAUGGACGUUCAUGUACAGCAGUGGGAAUUUCAGCAGCGAUACGCCUACUUUUUUUGGUCCAUUUUCACACUGGACUUUGCUCUUUGCUCCCUCCAGCCGUUGUCAGUGUUCCGAGUGCCACACAAUCAGAUGUAUGUUCUUUGAUUUAAUUUGAUUUUUUUUUUUUAAAUGAGCUUUAGCUGUCUUUUUUUCCUUUACUUUCUGCAUUUUAGGAAUUAAGGUGCACAUGUGUGAGUGUGUGCGAGAGUGCGAAUGUGUAUAUGUAUGUGUGCUCUUCUAUGACUGACUGUGUGUAAUCAUGUGAGACACUUUUCCCUAAGAUAGCUCAUUAAUCCAGCUCUGUUCCACAUGUUUAUUAUACAGAAUGAGGCAGAAAUGUCGGUACAUAUUCACUGGAGGUAAAACACCUUGUGCCUGUCCCCCUGUCACACCAGCAUGCGUUCCUAGACACAAUGAGAGCAGCGGAGAGCCAAGCCGUAGAAAAGACAAAAAAAAGAAAAGAAAUAAAAGAUGACUUGGUAGUUUUUUUUUUUUGUGUGAGGGAAUAGAAGCGAAACAGUUCACACACAGAGAUUUGAAGCUUUUCUGUUUUUUUUUCUCCUUUUUUGUUUUGUUCUGUUUUGCAAUUCUAUCAGUAGCAGCGCCCACAUUGAUCUCAGAUGAGCACAUUUUCCUUCAGGGGGCUCCAUUAUUUUAGAGCGGAACGCUGUAUCUUAUCAUAAAGGAGAGUAUGAGCUGAUUGAAAUGAUUCUGCUUAAUGGAGCUGGAAGCUUUUAGAACGGCCUUUAUGUUGAUCUGAAUGCUGAUUUGUUGAUGAAAGGCCCUUUAUAUAGGCCCAUUAGUGCCCCUUUUAACAAGAAAAGGCAAACCUGGGGAUGACCUGUGCCUGGUGCAGAGACAACUGUGCACAGAUGUGACCUGGUCACGCGGCUUUAAUCAGAUUGGUAUGUCGCUGCAGUUGGAGUUCGCUGUGUAAAUGAAUUAGCCGAACUGACAGAAUAGUUGUGUGAGGGUAGGGCUGGACAAUAAUUCAAAAUCAAUAUAUUUAUAGUGAUACACAAUGUUUUAAUAGCGGUGAUAUGAAUUGGAACAGAUUUCUGAUAUUUUAAUAUACAUUAUUUACAGCAUCUGUCACUGACAAGUGACAAGAUCAGAAUUCUAUCAUAUUGACCAAAAAUAAGAAAGAUCUUGUGAUAUCAAUUUUGGCUGUAUCGUCCAGCCCUUUAGGAAAUAAAAUAAAUAAAGCUUUAGAAAAGACUAAAUGAGAGCCACCUGGACAGAUUGUGUACAUUGCUGUGAAGGAGUUAGGAUUGGAAAUAAUAAUAAUAAUAAUAAUGAUGAAAAUAACACAUAAAACAGGGUUUUUAUGGGGAUUUUAUUUCAUUUUGUUUUUAUUUUGUUAGAAGUAUCUUUAUUCUAAGGUGUAAAUCUAUAUAUAUAUUAGGUACUACAGCAACGUUUCCACGGCCAAUCUGUGUGACUGAUUAAUGGUGCUUUUUUUGUUUGUUUUGUUUAGUUUUUUUGAGCAGCGUGGAAUGAGCUGUCUCUGUAUGUGUAAAUGUUUGGGUAAAUGUUUUCCUUUCCAUUUGUUCGGCUCAUUUGGCAGACCCUUAAACUCUUAACCUUUUGGGUCUGAGACUGACCUGCGAGAGCUGUGAGCGUGACCUGCCUCUCGCGCUCCAUAUGCUAGUUCUCUAGUCUCUCUGCUUUACAAGAAUUACAGAUGUUUAUAUAUUUCCCGCUGAACUGCAGCCUGCCCUUGGUACGUUUUUUUUUUUUUUUUUAGUUUAACAUUAAUUUUAUAGUUUUUUUUUUUUUAUCAUGUUGUUCCCCACACUGGAACAUAGGGGGCAGCGUUAUUAUUGUAAUUUUGUACACAAUCUCUCACACAGCAGCAGUAUAUAGCAGUUAUAGCUUCUAUUCUUAUAUUUGUGGCUUGCAGACUUUGCAGGUGUUCUCAUCUGCUCGCUUUGCAAGCCUGUACUCGUGUCAGUUUUCCUCUCGAUAACUCGAUAAGAAGUACAGUAUUACUACAGACAAUUACAACUCUCAAAAGUAUUCCACCCAUUACCCAUUUCACUCAGCAUCUCUCCCUCCUUUGCUUUUGUACAGUAAGUUAUUUAACUGCAUGUCUCUCUCUCUUUCUCUCGUGCACACUCUCUCUUUUAAAUUGCUUUUACAAAACAUGAUCUCAGAUAUUGCUUUCAUAGAUUACUAAAGUACAGUAUUCCAAAAAAAAAUUAUAUAUAUUUAUAUCUGUAGAUGGUCGCAUUUUAACACUUUUCAUGAAUUACCUGAUUUUAUAUUGGUUCAAAUGUCAUGUUUAUGUAAAGCGUAGAAUUUUCUUUUCUUUUUUUUUUGUUAACCAUUUUAUCACUCGUCAUCUUUGGCCUCCUAAUUGCCAUUUUGACCCAUGAAUAGCUUUAAGUGUGGUUUAAGUCGUGAGAAGUUUGCAGAGUGAAGGACAUGGUUAGGGGGACAUGGUGGGACAGGGCUGGCCACACGUUCUUGAGUGUCCUGUAAUGUCAUUAUGCACUUUUAAUCGCCAAUUAAUUCAUAAAUUCAGAUCCACACCACAUGGCGCCCAAGCCCAGGAUUCAACCCAAACACCUGUAUGGACACACCUGUUACAUAUCUUUCCAGUCCACUGUGUUCUGUGUUUGUACGUGUGCCAUGACCGGAGCGCCAGUGAUCCAUCUCCUGGCAUCAAAACCGCACAAAGAAGGAUCUCCCAUCUCCAGGAAUGGCAGCGUCUCACCUUUAUCAAUCUCACUCCACGUCCAUCAGCGCUGCAGUGAUACAGACACUGAUAACACAGAGCGAGGGGAGGAGCUAUCCCUCUUCAUCCAGCAGUCUGGUCUCUGAGUGGGAUUACUGAUGAACUACAGAAUGAAGAUGAUGCAGUCCCCCUCUGUCUCUCUCUCUCUCUCUUCACAGCCGGGAUGAUGGAGCUGAGAUCUAAUUUUAAUGAGAAGUAAGAGAGACUCGAAUACAAAGAGGAAAAGAAGUUUUAAAAAGUGUAAAUAUGAAGCAGCCGUUGUAGAGAGUCUCUGAGAGAGUUCCUAACAGUCCAGAUUUUACUCUUUCAGAGGAUCUGCUUAACACAGGGGGGAACCAAGGAGGUUAGAUGCUACAAAUGUAAGAGAAAAGGUAUAUUAAACAUGUCCAAGUCUUGAGAAAUAAAGACUGCAGAUAUUUAAAA
Messenger RNA from Astyanax mexicanus (Mexican tetra), 5855 nucleotides. It is a transcript of the gene gpc4, whose product is annotated as glypican 4. Gene Ontology annotation, cellular component: plasma membrane; cell surface; synapse. NCBI's taxonomy places the organism in Eukaryota, Metazoa, Chordata, Actinopteri, Characiformes, Acestrorhamphidae. The transcript has 9 exons. The record is from RefSeq and is a predicted model, not a curated record. Gene Ontology annotation, biological process: regulation of signal transduction; regulation of protein localization to membrane; cell migration. The coding region runs from base 785 to 2446 and encodes 553 amino acids.